Molecule: messenger RNA, 1824 nt
Organism: Hippocampus comes (tiger tail seahorse)
Lineage: Eukaryota; Metazoa; Chordata; Actinopteri; Syngnathiformes; Syngnathidae
Gene: ciapin1
Product: cytokine induced apoptosis inhibitor 1
Exons: 9
Coding region: 140-1078 (312 amino acids)
Biological process (GO): iron-sulfur cluster assembly
Cellular component (GO): cytoplasm
Molecular function (GO): iron-sulfur cluster binding
Source: RefSeq, a predicted model, not a curated record
AAACCCACGCAGGGACGCGAAGGACACGCAAACUUCACACAGGAAGCACCCAAAAAGGAGCGUGAUCUCGUCGUUCACUUCAAGGAGCCGAGUCAAAGAGCUGUUUCGUUUGCAACCGGCACAUGACUAGGGAGUGAUCAUGGCGGACCUUGGUAUCAAAAUGGGGGAUAAGGUGCUGUUGGUUUGGACUCAGCCAUCAUCCCCUACCACUCUAAAACACUUUGCAGAGGAUCUGAGGGCCAUUGUAGGUGCAAAUGGUAGCGUUUCAGUGGAAAAUAUGGAAAUGUUCUUGCUGUCCUCCUAUGCUGAAUCCUCAUUUGACUGGGUGCUCUCUUGCCUUCUGUCGGACAGCUUUUCCAUCCACACUUCAGAGAAUCUGGCAGAGAUGGCCAGAGUACUCAAACCUGGUGGGAAGCUAGUUCUGGAUGAACCCGUUACAGGAGUUGACGCACAGAGUGUGAGGACUGCUGAGAAGCUGACAUCCGCUCUCAAGUUAUCAGGCUUGAUGUCAGUGACACAGGUCAGUAACACACAACUGAGCUCAGAGGCUUUGAACUCUCUCCGGACAGCUGCGGGCUACCGUGGGAGCACGCUGUCAAGAGUACGCUUAUCUGCAGCCAAACCAAAUUUUGAGGUCGGAUCAUCCAGUUCACUCAAGUUGUCAUUUGGGAAAACUGCUCCUCAGCCAGCAGAGAAAAUAGCUCUGGAUCCAAACACAGUCAAAAUGUGGACACUAUCAGCGAACGACAUGAAUGAUGAUGACGUGGACUUAGUUGAUUCUGAUGCUCUGCUUGAUGAAGAAGAUUUGAAGAAGCCAGACCCAGUGUCUCUUAAAGCCCCCAGCUGUGGGGCAGGUGCAAACAAAAAGAAGAAAGCCUGCAAGAACUGCACAUGUGGCCUUGCUGAGGAACUGGAGGAGAGUAAAGCAAAACCGAAGACAAAUCUUCCAAAGUCUGCCUGUGGAAGUUGUUACCUUGGUGAUGCAUUCCGAUGUGCCAGUUGUCCAUACCUGGGGAUGCCAGCAUUCAAGCCAGGGGAGAAGAUUGUGUUGAAAAACAGCACACUGACAGAUGCUUGAAACUCCAAGUCUCACACAUCCAGCUCUGUGCUUCAGUAUAUCAUUCCAGCGAUUCACAAUGCCACACUCACGCCAACCCCUUGUUUCUCUUCGAACAAAUUGCUGUUAAGGGCUCAGUGCUUGUCGAAAGUUCUAGUUUUAGGUUCGUUCCAACAAAACCCAUUUUUAUUAUUUCCCCAUUGCUCUAAACAGAUCAUACCAAAGUGUAUUACUGCCACAGCAGGAGGAAAAAAAAACAAUCUAUAUCACAUUAGAAUGUGAUACAUUUCAUGUAACAAUAACACAUUUUGCACCACAAAACAAAUUCUCUCUGGUCAAGGUCACUGCUGGAGCCCUUUUUGUGAUAUUGAGCAUUUUAUGUUUGGCUGGUGUUGCAGCUAGCUAUGUGCUUCCCUAUGAUCCAUAUAAUCAAUCUUCUAAUAUUGGACAGGUCAAAGUGAAAAUAGUGCCCAUUCAUUUGUGUAAAUUAUUUUGAGCUGCGUGGAGGAACUAGAAACAAGAAAAACAAAAGGGAACAUUUUUUGCAGUAAAAAGCACGCAGAACUGUGUCUACAAAAACCACAACAAAUGACAGCUUCUGACAUGUUAAAAUUAAAUACACGAAGCCUAAAUGAUAAUUUGGCAGCCUCUUUCUUUGUCACUGUGGUAUUCAUAAAAUGACUUGUUUGCCAGUGUACACUUAUUCUUCAGCAAAACUAAUUUCACAUGUGUAGUUAUUAAAAUUAAAUGCUGCUUUCAUCAACAGA